CUCCCUGGGCUCGGGAUCGGCCAAACAAAACGAAGAUAAACCCCUGGGGCUAAUCCCCGUUACCUGAACCAUCCAUCAGCUUUUGCUGGACAUAUUACUGAGAGAAGCGAGAGAAAUAAUAACACCAUCGAACCGCCGGUUUCGCCGUGUGAAUCAAUUUCCUUGUUUUCUCUACGUUAUUCACACAAUAUCUUCGCCUCUCUUAGUUUUUGUAUACUAGGACGACAAUCUCAUCUCACCGUCGGGUCUCCACCAACUCCCCUACCUAGACAAUGGAUUUCUCACAUACCUUCUACGGUGGAGCUAACCCCUAUCACUUUAUCGGGAUUCCUCCCUUGACCCCAUCGCAUUCAAACUCAGCCGCAUCCGACGAGUUCAACAACCACUCUCCGCAUGAUGUUUACGAUGGCUUCCAGAACAACGAACAGCAGUUCCAACAGAAUUUUGAGCCGUAUGCCCAAUUCAAUCAUCAACCUCAUCAGACCUUCCCCGGCCCUCCCGGACCACCUACACCGCCGACGCACCCCAUGCACGGCCAAAAUGGCCAGAACCAGUCUCAAGUGAACGGUGCUUCGGAUGUAAAAAAUAGUCAAAUCGACAUACUACCUUUGGCCAAGCCGGAUCCUGACGCGAACAGACACACGGCGUCUAAUUCGGACGAAGACGACCUGACCCCCGCUCAAUCCCGCCGGAAAGCCCAAAACCGAGCUGCUCAGCGCGCGUUCCGAGAGCGUAAAGAACGACAUGUUAAAGACCUCGAAGCGAAGUUGGCCAACUUGGAAGCACAACAGCAACAAACGGCUACCGAGAACGAGAAACUGAAGCGUGAUUUGCAGAAGAUGAGUACCGAGAACGAGAUCUUACGUGCUACGUCCAGCGUCCAGGCCCAAAAUGGCUCUUUAUCGCCCCCGCCCGCAACAACUACAGGGCCCAUGCAGUACAACCCUACGGACUUCUACUCGGACCUCCUUCAAAAUCACGCAAACAAGACCCCGAGUCACCGCAUAGUAGAGUCGGGUGGCGAGCGCCUACUAGCUGCGGGUGCCACUUGGGAUUAUAUCAUUAACCACGAGCUAUUCAAGAAAGGCAGAGUUGACGUUGGCGACGUGAGCUUGCGUCUGAAGUCGCAAGCCAAAUGCGACGGACAAGGCCCAGUAUUUGAAGAGCGUGUCAUUCUCCAAGCUAUUGUAGAGAGUGUUGCCAGUGGUAGCGAUGAACUAUUAUGAGCGCUUGCGUUCCUUGGGUUACGUUCUAGAGAAGAUGUCAAGGGAAAAGUCCUGAUCAAACUAUGGUGGCGAAAAAUUGCGAAAAAUUACGAAAAAAGGUUUCCUG
Hypoxylon trugodes is the source of this 1332-nucleotide messenger RNA. RefSeq lists its product as uncharacterized. Gene Ontology annotation, molecular function: DNA-binding transcription activator activity, RNA polymerase II-specific; transcription cis-regulatory region binding. Bases 273 to 1226 code for a protein of 317 amino acids. The transcript is spliced from 3 exons. NCBI's taxonomy places the organism in Eukaryota, Fungi, Ascomycota, Sordariomycetes, Xylariales, Hypoxylaceae. Gene Ontology annotation, cellular component: RNA polymerase II transcription regulator complex. The record is from RefSeq and is a predicted model, not a curated record.